AUGGAGGCCUGGGAUAGGUUGCGAGACAUAUUCCAGGACAACCAACAUUCCCGUGCCCUUUCUCUUGAACAAGAAUUCUCCACCACUUCAAUGGAGAAUUCUCCCAAUGCAUCCUCUUACUGUCAGCAUCUUAAGUCUCUCGCUGAUGAGUUGAAGAAUGUCAGAGCAUUAGUUUCUGAUAGCCGGAUGGUGUUACACUUGACUGGUGGCCUUACCCGAGCCUACCGUGGUGCAGGCACGCUUAUUCAUCAAAGCAAUAUGCUUCCUCCCUUUUACAAGGCUCGCUCCACGCAUGUUCUUAAGGAAAUUGGAAUUGAAAAGGAGGCGGCAACCGAAUCUUCCAUGGUCGCAGCCUCGUCAGAUGACUCCUCCGGUCAUUUGACAAACAUUGGUCAGAUGAAGAGCAAAUAUUCCAGUUCAUUGAACAACAAGCGCAACUUGCUGGGCGAGGCUCCGGUGCUGGUCAAGCUUUGA
Messenger RNA from Solanum lycopersicum (tomato), 474 nucleotides. RefSeq lists its product as uncharacterized. NCBI's taxonomy places the organism in Eukaryota, Viridiplantae, Streptophyta, Magnoliopsida, Solanales, Solanaceae. The record is from RefSeq and is a predicted model, not a curated record.